Molecule: messenger RNA, 597 nt
Organism: Filobasidium floriforme
Lineage: Eukaryota; Fungi; Basidiomycota; Tremellomycetes; Filobasidiales; Filobasidiaceae
Product: hypoxia induced protein conserved region-domain-containing protein
Exons: 3
Coding region: 1-597 (198 amino acids)
Biological process (GO): mitochondrial respirasome assembly
Cellular component (GO): mitochondrion
Source: RefSeq, a predicted model, not a curated record
AUGUCUGGCGCAUCUCCCGCACCUGUAGGCUACUGGGAAUACGGCUGGGAAAAGUGUAAACGUCAACCUCUCGUACCUCUAGGUGUGCUUGCUACCUGUGCGGCGCUCAUCGGGGCCUCGGCCUCGCUGAGGAAGGGCAACCGGGAACAGUUCAACAAGUACUUGCGAUUCCGAGUAGCAGCACAAGGUGUGACCGUCGUAGCCGCCGUCGCCGGAACGUACUUCCUGACCAACAAACCUCAACAAGUUCGGGACCGUCGCCAACAAGUCCUUACCAACCAGCUUCCCCCCGAUCCAGAUUCAAUUAUCAGCGCUGCUCCCGAAUCGGGCCUGAUCGCAGGCAAGACGACAUCCUCCAAGGAACUCGCUACCUCGUCCCUUCAGACCCACGGAAAGGGACAGGGUGAACCCGCAUCCCCGUCGACGUCGAAAUCCGAAUCGAACAGGUUCGAAAGAGCUCCCCGGAUCUCGCAGACGAUGCAACAGACCGAGAAGGCUCUCGAAGGUGGGGAAGGCGCCGUUAAGCCGAGGAGGGUGAGCGAGUUUGGAAAGCGGUUGGAAGAGGCCGAGAGGUUGCAGAGGGAGAGCGACAAGUAG